Messenger RNA from Hipposideros armiger (great roundleaf bat), 1845 nucleotides. It is a transcript of the gene TMPRSS11F, whose product is annotated as transmembrane serine protease 11F. The transcript is spliced from 10 exons. Bases 1 to 1473 code for a protein of 490 amino acids. Gene Ontology annotation, biological process: proteolysis. The record is from RefSeq and is a predicted model, not a curated record. Gene Ontology annotation, molecular function: serine-type endopeptidase activity. Lineage: Eukaryota; Metazoa; Chordata; Mammalia; Chiroptera; Hipposideridae.
AUGGUAACCGGUUAUCUGGAAAGACCAGUUGAAUUUUCAGAAGCUGAUUAUCCACAAGUUGAAUAUCAAAGAAGAGAUCAAUAUUGGGACCCUAUUCGGCUAGCUCUUUUCACAUUGGCAAUUGUAGCAAUCAUAGGAAUUGCAAUUGGUAUUGUUUCUCAUUUUGUAGUUGAGGAUGAUAAGACAUUUUAUUACCUUGCCUCCUUUCAAGUCACAAAUAUAAAAUACAAAGAAAAUUAUGGAAUAAGAACAUCAAGAGAAUUUACACAAAGGAGUCUUCAGAUUGAGAGGAUGAUGUAUAACAUAUUUCGAAGCUCUUCUGGACCAGCUCGAUUUAUCAAAUCUCAUGUUAUCAAAAUAAGUCCAGAUGAAAAUGGUGUGAACGUUCUUAUGGUGCUCAUGUUUCGAUACCCAUCUACUGGUAGUGCUGAGCAAAUCAAGACAAAAAAUAAAGACCCAAGUCAAUGGACUGCUACUUUUGGUAUAACUAUAACACCACCCGCAGUACAACGAAAUGUGGGGAAAAUCAUCCUUCAUGAAAAUUACCGUAGAGAAACAAAUGAAAAUGACAUUGCUUUGGCUCAGCUCACUACCCGAGUUGAGUUUUCAAAUACAGUCCAGAGAGUUUGCCUCCCAGAUUCAUCUAUAAAGUUGCCACCUAAAACAAGUGUCUUUGUCACAGGAUUUGGGUCCAUUGUAGAUGAUGGCUGUGGAAUAAGGAUGACAUCUUCAAACAUGCCACUACCAGCAUCCUCUUCUACAGAAAGGAUUAUCCAAGGAAGGGAAACAUCUGUGGAAGGGGAGUGGCCAUGGCAGGCCAGCCUCCAGCUCAAAGGGGCUGGCCAUCAGUGCGGAGCCAGCCUUAUCAGUAACACAUGGCUGCUCACAGCAGCUCAUUGCUUCCGCAAUUACAAAAACCCCAGACUCUGGAUGGCUAGUUUUGGAACAACUCUAAGUCCGCCACUAAUGAGAAGACAGGUGCAGUCAAUUAUCAUUCACGAAAACUAUGCUGCCCAUAAGCAUGACGAUGACAUCGCUGUGGUGAAACUCUCCACCCCCGUCCUAUUUUCCGAUGAUGUGCACAGAGUCUGUCUCCCAGAUGCUACUUUUGAAGUUUUGCCUAAGAGCAAAGUGUUUGUCACUGGAUGGGGAGCAUUAAAAGCAAAUGGUCCCUUUCCCAAUACUCUGCGACAAGUUGAAAUAGAGAUCAUAAGUAACAAUAUAUGUAAUCAAGUUAAUGUAUAUGGUGGUGCUGUGUCAUCAGGAAUGAUAUGUGCUGGAUUCUUGUCAGGAAAACUUGAUGCCUGUGAGGGUGAUUCUGGGGGACCGCUGGUUAUAGCACAAGAUAGUAACAUUUGGUAUCUUAUUGGAAUAGUAAGCUGGGGAAUGGACUGUGGAAAAGAAAACAAGCCUGGAAUUUAUACAAAAGUGACUCGUUAUCGGGACUGGAUUAAAUCUAAAACUAACAUCUAAUGCAACAACUAUCUCUACCUCCAAAAUGUAAAUGUCAUAUAUGGUCUCCAGCAAACUGUGUCUAGUAUAUGUUGCCAUGUAUAUUGUCAUCAAGUUAGAUGCAAAUCAGUGUGACCUGACAACUCUAUCUUUAAACAUGAGCAAAAUAGGCUUUUUUUAAAAAAAAGAUUAUCUGAAGUGUUUUUUGCUGACUAUGAACAUACAAGAUACUGUCCACUCCACAAUGAUCUGCCAUUGGUGCUAAGUGUCUCUAAUAACCUCUUUACUCACCUUUCUGUCCCUACUACACAUGUCUCAUUUUAGAAUAAUUCAGAAGUUUAAACAGAUAAGUACCAACUUGCAAAGCAUUCUCUGCCUUUUUCCCUGAUAUGA